AUGCAAAAGAAUACAAGACAAGAAACAUAUAAAAUCGUUAAGACUCGCCCCCCUAAAAGGCAAGGCGAACUUAACUUUAGCAUCAAUUCAGGUGUUUUUACCUGCUCUGAAUGCGAAAAAGAGUUCGAAAAGCCUUGGUUACUGAAAAGGCAUUCGAAGGUUCACCAUAUAAGUAAUCAAAUGGCAACCAAUACUGUACUCGACGAACCCGAGCAGGCCGAAUUGAUAGUCGAGAACACUAUUCCGGAUGCUAAUGCAUUUGAUUACUCGAGUGACGAAGAUGACUCCUCCAGUAUCGGGGAUGAAGAAGACAACAUUGUAGACGAGGAAAACGAUAUUGUCGAUAAUUUCUUUGAUAUUGAAAUGAACAGUAAUCCAGUUUUCAACGCGUUCUCUGACAUGUUUUCUUCUGCUGCUGCUGCUGAUGAGGUAUCAAUGACCGAUGAUGACUCUGAGAUCCCGGAAGAAGUCUUUGAGACAAUUGGCGCUGUAAAUGACCCUACAAGCUGUUAUCCUUUUCGCGAUCUUCAAACCAUGAUCCUUUUCGCUUUUAUCGAUGGGGAUAAUGACAUGAUCUCCCAGCGAAUGUUGAAGAAGAUACUGCUUGCGAUGAACUUGAUCAUUAAGAUCCAGCAAGAAACUCCCAUAGGAAGAACAUUUAAGUUACCUCGUUUGGAUGCUCUUUUAAAUUAUCAGGCAAGAAAGAAGUCCAAGAUGCCUGUCUUUCCUUCACAAAGAAUAUCAGUACCUGGAUCAAACGGGAACGCAUUCGCCCAUAUUAACCUUCCGUCCGACCACUUGAGAUUUCUUAUGGCAAACCCAAAGAAAUCCAAGUUGAUCUCGUCCAUGCCCGAUCGUACCCCAAACCAAUCGAUCUGUUUGGAACAAGAUGUCUGGUUUGGAAACAUUGUUUACUUGAAGACAAACGAUUGCAGCAUCCGCUUUUUGGUUGAAUCGUUCCACACGGCAAAUAAAAACAUUUUUGCGAGAGGGUAUCUGGUCAGAGCGAUUUCGAUUGUAUGCUAUGGCGUUGAGGUUGCUGUUACCAAUCUUAGAGUAGAGCAGAUCUCUCACGUUGACACCACUCCUGUUGAAAGAGAUCACUACUACAGUAUCUCAAGUAGCCUUACCAGAUUGAGUCCUGCUCAUGACUUUCUUCUUUUUGGAGUUCAUCCAAUGAAGAAGCCUAUGCCUCUUUCUGUUUUGCCCGGUAAUGUAGAUCGCGAUGCAGUGUUUUACAAAGUUAGGAUUGUUUCAAUCAUCCUUUUUACAGACGACACUUCUGGCAAUCGUUCAAAGCAGUACAAUCCGUUUGAAAGCUGGUUAAUGAGAUGCGCUGCCUUGCCUUUUAAGGAUCGAAAUUCGAUAGCAAACAUCCAGUUUCUUUCUACAAUCCCUAAGAAAGAUGGUGCAAAUGGUAUGUCUCUUCUGCCAGCAAUCGUUGAUGACUUUAAGAAACUCGAGAAAGGUGUAAAAAUGUUCUCCGCUGAAGACAAUGAGUAUGUUCUGGUUGUUGCUCCCAUCCUUUGGAUUGAGGCUGACACGCCAUGUCAUUCAGAACUUUGCGGAUUGCUUGGGCCGGCCACCACAUUUCCUUGCAGAAGAUGCUACAUCGAACUUAGAC
Messenger RNA from Phycomyces blakesleeanus NRRL 1555(-), 1624 nucleotides. RefSeq names its product C2H2-type zinc finger transcription factor. The transcript has 2 exons. NCBI's taxonomy places the organism in Eukaryota, Fungi, Mucoromycota, Mucoromycetes, Mucorales, Phycomycetaceae. The annotation marks the transcript as partial. The record is from RefSeq and is a predicted model, not a curated record.